AUGUCAAGUCCGGAGGAAGAAACACACACCAGCCCAAACCCGUUUGCGCUUCUCUGCCAGGGUGGUGAAACUUUCCAAAAGAUUGCUGCAAAUCUAAAUUCUGAAAAGGACCUUGCACACCAAAAUGACGAGGCAGAGACGAAAUCCAUUGAAGGCGAAGACAUGUCAGUGGAAGAAGGCCAAACCAUGGAUUGCAAACUGAAGUUUGUGAUGAAGCUAGUUUUGUCUAGGAUGGAUUUAGCUGGAAACGACGACGUGCAUUCCCCUACGCGCUCUGGAAUUGUUAACGAAGUUCUUGACGAACAUUACGACACUUCUGUGAAGCAUAUUGAAGACAAGGAUGCUUUCAAAGACACGUUCCAACUGGUUCUUGCCGAAGUGUUGUGGAAACUAAAGGCCUCCUUGCCGUCAUCGUUGAAUCCUGAUGUUCACCAUUCGACCUCGUCCAACGGCAGCGCGUUGAAGGAGACCGGCGUUAGUACCGGCGAUUCUUCAGUAGCACUAUUUCGUUAUUUGAUGGCCUGCUACAGCAGAAUGUCAGAUUUCGUCGUCACUGCUGCUGUUGGCAGCUUCGAAAAGGACUGUAUAAAAUCGUCAUUACCAAUCGUUAUCGACAAUAUUUUGCUGUUAUUGCGACCAAGCAGGCUAAUUUCCUCAUCCAGAGAGAAUUUAUACGCCGUGCUGAUCAACAGCAUAUUCAGUCACUACGUGUCCACGUCGUUUCUUACCGAUCUUGCAACGCAGGUGCUGCAGCGAGGAACCGAUGAUUUUAACAAGGUAUUUUGGCCCUUGUUUGACGCUCUUUUGCGUACGGCCAUCGCGUCGUCGCUGUCCUCAGAUGAUGCCAGACGGCCCAUUAUGGUUCUCGGUGAGCUGUGUGACUUGAAAAUCGGUAGUCAGCGCCCGUUUUGCACCAGUCUGUGCUCUCGGCCUGACUGGCUGCCCGAAUGCUUGUCCGCUGCCAAAGGACGCGAGAUCUGUAGAACGUCGUAUUUGGGCCCGUUCCUUUGCAUUUCUGCGUUCCCUUCGGAUGACUGCAGAGUGUACCGCAGUCUUCCAAUGGAGGAAAUGACAGAGGAAGAUUUUCAGCCGACAUUUAUGACUUUCCGCAACCGCCUUGAAAGCCUGCGGCUGGCGGCGUUCAGCAUCUGCCACAACUUGCUGGUCAACGCAGACAGUCGAAUACUGGCGAUGAACUACUUCCAAGUUUCGAUCGAAGCUAACUCGAAAAGUUCGAACAUGCUGGUAAUUAAUUAA
Molecule: messenger RNA, 1257 nt
Organism: Soboliphyme baturini
Lineage: Eukaryota; Metazoa; Nematoda; Enoplea; Dioctophymatida; Soboliphymatidae
Source: the annotation of a GenBank genome assembly